ACGUUUCCCUCGUCCCCCGUGUGUGAGUCGAACGUAAUACGUCCCACGAAGAAGAAGCUCUCCGGUCAGCUGGCGCAGUAAAAGCGGAAUCGUUGUAGUAGGAUUAAAUUAAACAUGUCGAUUGUGUUUGUACCAAAGAAACUAAGAGGAAAAGCUACAGUCAACCAAGAGACGAUACAGAGGUUACUGGAUGAAAACGAUCAGCUGAUCAGAUGCAUUACAGAGUACAUGCAGAAAGGACGCGCGGUGGAGUGUGUGCAAUACCAACAGAUUCUGCAUCGCAACAUUGUCUACCUGGCAACCAUAGCUGAUGCAAGUCUGGACAGUGCAGCUUCCACAUCAAAUUCCACAUCUAAUGACACAUCGGCUUCAGCAGCAGCUGUGAAUGGGCACACAGAGGGCAGCUGAUUGCAGUUUCUGUGACAGCUGCAUUCUUCCUCAGAAGCAUGUGAUUGUGGUCAUUUGACAGCAUAAUUAUACAGAAACUGCCAAGGUGGAGUUCACAAAACUUGGAGAUAUGGACAAAGGAAGCAGAGGAUCCACCUCCUGUUAUCUGUCAGGAAAAAAGGUCUCUAGCCUUGGCAGAAAAUGCCCUCUCAAAGCACCCUGCCAGUCGAGAAUGAUCUCAUAACAAAGAACUGUGUUCAGUAUGAACUGUUUUCAGUGACGUAAACCAUUUCAGGGUCAUGAGCUGGAUAUCUGCAGACAAAAUUGGAAACAAAAUAAAAUUUUACUAACUCAAAUGGAUAUUAAAUUAUAUUUACUAUUUUA
This is a messenger RNA of Oreochromis niloticus (Nile tilapia), 771 nucleotides long. It is a transcript of the gene ss18l2, whose product is annotated as ss18, like 2. The record is from RefSeq and is a predicted model, not a curated record. The transcript is spliced from 4 exons. NCBI's taxonomy places the organism in Eukaryota, Metazoa, Chordata, Actinopteri, Cichliformes, Cichlidae. The coding region runs from base 115 to 408 and encodes 97 amino acids.